This is a messenger RNA of Adelges cooleyi (spruce gall adelgid), 929 nucleotides long. RefSeq names its product ubiquitin-conjugating enzyme E2 L3 (gene Ubc10). The transcript is spliced from 4 exons. NCBI's taxonomy places the organism in Eukaryota, Metazoa, Arthropoda, Insecta, Hemiptera, Adelgidae. Bases 275 to 739 code for a protein of 154 amino acids. The record is from RefSeq and is a predicted model, not a curated record.
AACUGGAAAUCAAGAGCAUCGAGCGAGACGAGACUCGAAAACAGAUUUAUUUUUUAGGUGUAAUUUUGUUAAUUUAUUAAUUUCAAUGUUUACUUAAGUAUAUUGAGACUUAUUUAUUGAAUUAUACACUCGUGUUUACCAGUAGUAAUACUCAUUACUGAUACUGUUGCAUUUACAUACAAUUAUUACAUACUUCGACGGCCAUCGUUCCUGUAUAGUGAUUCAUUUUAGUCUUGUCAAAUAUUCUUUGGUGAGCACUUUCAUUAUAUAGAUCAUGGCUGCUACUAGAAGACUUCAAAAAGAACUUGCAGAUAUUCGUGACUCUGGACUUAAAUCAUUUCGUGAUAUUCAAGUUGAUGAAUCAAAUAUAUUAGCUUGGCAAGGUUUGAUUUUACCAGAAAAUCCACCUUACAAUAAAGGAGCAUUUAGAAUAGAAAUUAAUUUUCCAGCAGAGUAUCCGUUUAAACCACCUAAAAUUAACUUUAAAACAAAAAUAUACCAUCCCAACAUAGAUGAGAAGGGUCAAGUAUGUUUGCCAAUUAUCAGUGCUGAAAAUUGGAAACCUGCUACUAAAGCUGACCAAGUAAUUCAAGCUCUUAUAGCACUAGUCAAUGAUCCUGAACCUGAGCAUCCUCUACGUGCAGAGUUGGCUGAAGAGUAUUUAAAAGACCGUAAGAAAUUUUUCAAGAAUGCCGAGGAAUAUGCCAAGAAAUUUGGCGAAAAGAGACCUGCCGAUUAAAUAUAAUACACACUAUAAAUAAUAUUAACUGUCGUGUCGUUUAAUCAAUGGUUUACACCAAAUGUAUUAUACAUUACGAUAACGAUGGCAACAACUUAAUCAUUUAUGUGUAUUCUUACACAGUUUUGAGCAAUUAGCUGGGAAUUUAAACUGUACCUAUUUUCACCCUAAUAAACACAGCUGAUUUAAA